AUGUCUUCCUCUCCCGCUCGAGGAUUGGCAAUUUAUGGAGGAACGGCGUUUUUGGUUUACCUCGAGACUCAUGGCUUUCGCUCGCCGUCGCCAUUCUUCGGAUCACUUCCGUAUAUUGUGCUACCGAUUUUGACGAUCUCUACAAAUAUCAACAAUCGAGUCAAGUAUCCGAUGGCCGGCUCUUUUAUUGCCCUUGCAUUCGGGAAUUACUUCUUCGAGGCGCAUCUCUAUUUUGGAGUUGCUGCCUUCUUGUUAAUGAUCUCACACGUUCUCUAUAUUUUAUCUCUAUUACCUCAUCUGAAAGAAUGGUCUGUACCUCUUCUGCUUCUUUCAACGGUUGCAUUUGUGUUAACAUUUGCCUGGCUUUUCUCCGAUGUUUUCAUCUCAAUUCCGUUUCUUGUUCUAAUACUUUCCUCAUUGUUGAUCUCGUCGUUGGUUCUCACCGCGUUGGCCGGCUCCCUAUUACAUUAUGGGGGAAAGGGAGAAAUGGAUGACUCAAAAACGUUGAGUUUGAUCCGUUUAAUUGGCAGUUUGUGUGCCGUUGUCGCCGACGUGCUCUACAUUUGCAACCUUUUUGGGCGAAGAGAUCCGAUGAUCUUUGUUUUACGAAAAGCUUUAAUGUAUUUGGGGCAGGGCUUCAUGUAUUUGGCGAGUGAACGAGCUUUU
This is a messenger RNA of Mesorhabditis belari, 666 nucleotides long. Lineage: Eukaryota; Metazoa; Nematoda; Chromadorea; Rhabditida; Rhabditidae. The record is from the annotation of a GenBank genome assembly.